This is a messenger RNA of Daldinia childiae, 1191 nucleotides long. Its product is annotated as 4-O-methyl-glucuronoyl methylesterase. The coding region runs from base 1 to 1191 and encodes 396 amino acids. The record is from RefSeq and is a predicted model, not a curated record. Lineage: Eukaryota; Fungi; Ascomycota; Sordariomycetes; Xylariales; Hypoxylaceae. The transcript has a single exon.
AUGAUGCGCCGUCUGACUUCCGCCCUCCUUCUGGGCUCCACGGCUACCGCACUGCCGUUCGCCGACAUCUACCAGCGCCAGAACACCAGCGACUGCGCCGUAAAGGACACCUACCCGGCCGUGAGCUUUGAUAAGCUGCCCGACCCUUUUACUUUCGAGGACGGAACGAAAGUCGCCAGCAAGGCCGACUGGACAUGUCGUCAACAAGAGAUUAGCAAGCUCCUACAGCAGUACGAGUUAGGCGCCUACCCCCCGCCUCCCGACAAGGUUGAGGCUUCUCUUUCCGGAAGCACCAUGUCCGUCAAGGUCACCGUCGGUUCCAAGUCUGUCACCAUCAGCACCUCCAUCAAGAAGCCUAGCACCUCUCCCGGCCCCGCCAUCAUCACCAUCGGCGGUUCGUCGCUGCCCAUCCCCGGCACCGUAGGCACCGUCGGAUUCAACAACGACCAGUUCGCCUCGCAGGCUUCCGGCCAGUCCCGCGGCCAGGGUGCUUUCUACACCCUGUUCGGAAACACCCACUCCGCCGGUGCUCUUACCGCGUGGGCUUGGGGAGUGGACCGCGUCAUCGACGGUCUCGAGCAGCUCGGCGCCGACAAGACCGGCAUCGACCCCAAGAGGCUAGGAACUACGGGUUGCUCCCGAAACGGAAAGGGUGCUUUUAUCGUCGGCGCCCUCGCCAACCGUAUCGCCCUGACCCUCCCGCAAGAAUCCGGUUCCGGCGGUGCCGCCUGCUGGCGUAUCUCCGACUCCGAACAUAGCAAGGGCAAGAACAUCCAGACCGCCGGCGAGAUCGUCGGAGAGAACGUUUGGUUCAGCCAGAACCUAAACGCAUACACCUCCAAGACCAACACCAUGCCCGAGGAUCACCACUUCCUCGCCGCCCUCGUUGCUCCUCGCGGUCUCCUCGCCUUCGAGAACGACAUCGACUGGCUCGGCCCCGUCAGUACGACCGGCUGCAUGAAGGCGGGUCGUCUCAUCUACAAGGGUCUCGGCGUUCCUACCAACAUGGGUUUCUCCCUCGUCGGCGGCCACAGCCACUGCAUGUUCCCGUCCUCGCAGCAGGCCGAGCUUACCGCCUACAUCAACUACUUCUUGCUCGCCGGCACCACGGCUCCCCCCGAGGUCGAGAAGAGCAGCGCCACCGUCCCCGUCACCGACUGGGCCCCGUGGACCGUUCCCACUCUUGCUUAA